Molecule: messenger RNA, 1001 nt
Organism: Nanorana parkeri
Lineage: Eukaryota; Metazoa; Chordata; Amphibia; Anura; Dicroglossidae
Product: rho GTPase-activating protein 12-like
Exons: 5
Coding region: 213-1001 (262 amino acids)
Molecular function (GO): protein binding
Source: RefSeq, a predicted model, not a curated record
GGGGCGGGCUGCCUGUAGUCUCAGGCGGCUGCGUGUUGACUUCCUCAUAGUGGUCAGUGUGGCGGGCGACCGCAGUCUCUGUCCGCGGGGGGCUUUCUAGGAAGCGCACGGGGAGUCCGGCUUUCCACGGGGUGUCGGCUGAGCACGCGAAUUUUCAGCACGAUGUCAUAAUGCUCUCAAUUCUUCUAAAGAGGUGAUAAGCGUUAUUGAAAAUGGCUGACAAGAGUGGGAGGCCCGCACCUGGUCCGGUGUACGUUGAGGUAGAAUAUGAUUACGAGUAUGAAUACAAGAACAAAAAAAUUAUCAUCAAGCAGGGCGAGAGGUAUGUUUUGAUGAAAAAGUCAAAUGAAGACUGGUGGCAGGUGAGACAGGAUGAAAACUCAAGACCCUUGUACGUUCCAGCUCAGUAUGUGAAGGAAGUGGGCAGAAAGGCGUUGAUGCCUCCUGCCAAACAGCCCGCCCUGCCCAACAGUCCUCUGAAAGUGUCACAAGGAUUACAGAGAUCGACCGAGAAUAUCAAUAAAUCUCCAGAGCUCACCAGUUUCGGGAAAAGCUCCUCAAUUCGGGAUGCCAACCAGAACUUUGGGCCUGGCAGUAGCCCAGGCCAGACGAGAGGACUGACUCUAGACCUGGUACAUAACAAUGGCAAGUUAUGUACUGAUUUACACUCACCAAAGGCCACCAGCAGGAGCCCCUCUGCCUUGCACUUUCCUGGUCCAGAAAUGAUGGAUAUAGAAAAGGCCAGCUUUUCAAAUGAACACUCGGAUUCUGCUGGGGAAAACUCGGAAAAACUUCUUGCAGAUUCAGAAUCUGGAGAUGAACUGAGUAGCAGCUCGACGGAACAGCUUCAGUUCUCUGUCCCUCCCACCCGAUGGUCUUUGGGAGAUAUCUGCUUAUUUGUCUGCAGAUGCCUGGUCUCCCACAAGGCCCUGACCGUCCUUUUGCUGGCCAUGUACAGCCUAAAAUUUCAGCCGAUUCCUGCUGAAUCAUCUGGAAUUUGA